Bipolaris sorokiniana ND90Pr is the source of this 864-nucleotide messenger RNA. RefSeq lists its product as uncharacterized. The transcript is spliced from 2 exons. Bases 1 to 864 code for a protein of 287 amino acids. Lineage: Eukaryota; Fungi; Ascomycota; Dothideomycetes; Pleosporales; Pleosporaceae. The record is from RefSeq and is a predicted model, not a curated record.
AUGAAUGCGAGGUUUGAGGCGAGAAUGAGGAGGUAUAUGGGGGAGGGGACGAGGGAUGGGAGUGUAGAAAAUGAAGGAGGGGAAGGAGAAAAUGUCGGGGUGUGUGUGAAGAGGAAGAGGAGUGAGAAGGAUGUUGAUUGUGUUGGUCAAGAAGAUGAAAAGGAAAAGAAGAUGGAAGCAAAGGGAAAGGGAAAGGGAAAGGCAGAAGCGAAAAAAGAAGCUCGACCCCGGAAACUCAUUGUGAAGUUGAGAUUUGCGCACUUUCCCGUGGUGAAGAACGAUGAAUCUUCAUCAUCACCAUCAUCUUCAUCUUCUUCAUCUUCUUCACAUCAACCCAACCAAUCCAACCAACCCGGCCCGUCCAGCAAACCCAUCCAACCAAGCCAAUCCAACCACGCCCAAACAACAACGAGCAAAGCUCCUGCUCCCGCUCCCGCUCCAAAAUCCCUUUCUAAAAAAUCAACAAAACAAUCAUCCCGCAAGCAAGCCACCCUCCCUCCCCCAUCAAACCCCUCUUCAACCACCACCAUGGCACCUCCACCCCCCAAACAAAAACCCCUCCCCCUCCCCCACCUCCGCAUAACAAACGAACCCCCCAUCCCCUGGACGCCCAUCCCUCUCCCGUGUCCCCUCCUCCCAGACGACCACGAAGGCGCAAAAGCAGCGUGGAAGCGAAUUUUCCCUAACGAAAAGGAGUUUGGCAAGUAUGGUGGGAAGUCGACGGGAUGGAUGGAGAAGAUGACAUGGAAGAAAGAGGGGUGGAUGGCGAGGGAGGAGGGGGAUGUGUAUGUGGAGAGGUUUUUGGGGAUGGUGCCUGGGAGGCAGGGAGUUAGGGGGGAUGAGGGGAGGGUGAGGGGAGGGUGA